AUGCAACAACCCCAACAACAAUUAGGAUAUAAUGAAAUUAUGAUUGUCUCCAAGUACUUUGAAGAUAUUAAUGAUUUUAUUAAUUUAGAAAUGGGAGUUAAAAGAUUCCAAGGAAAUAUGGAACGAUUCCACUUUAAUCCAAUUCCAUUGAAUCAAUCUUCAAGAAAAUUGUUUCCUAAUAUUGAAACAUUUCAUAUUUAUAAUAGAAAUGAUCCCAAAUUUAAAGAUGGAAAGAUAUUUAAACAAGUAAUAUGGUAUGAAGUAAAUUACCAAGAUUAUUUAAAAGAAAAGUCUUCAGGAAAUGAAUAUAAAAAUGUUUUCAUUAAUAAAAGUGACAAAGAAAUUGAUCCAAAUAAUGUUCCAGAACCAAUCAAUGGAAUAGGAGAUAAUUUUUAUGCUUCAUCUAGUAUAACUGAACUUCAACUCUCUCCAAAAAUUAAAAGAGUUGGAAAGAAUUGUUUUUCUCAUUGUGAUCAAUUAACAAAAGUUACUGUUCCAAUAUCACUUUCAGUAUUAAGUGAUUCAUGUUUUUAUCAUUGUGGACAGAUUACAGAAAUUAUACUUUCAGAUGCUGUUCAAAAACUUGAAGACUUUUGUUUUGCUGAAUGUUAUUCUUUAAAAAGUAUUACUAUCCCAUUAUCUAUUGUUAAAGUUGGAAGUCGUUGUUUUGAACGAUGUAAUUCAUUAACUAAUUUAAAUAUUCCAGGAUAUCAUUUUGCAAUUGGAAAUAGAAUUUACUUUAAUAAUGCUCCUCUUAUUACUAUGGUUAUUCCUUCUUCUGUUAAAACAAUUAAUGAACUUCCUAUUAACAAAAUUCCUGAAGGUCAAAAUAUUGUUAUUCCUAAGUCUGUUUUUUCUGUUAGUAAAAUGGCUUUUGUUGACGUUGAUUCUAAACUUAUUUCUUCAGAUAAUUCUAUUCCUUAUAUCAGAAAAACCAUUAUGGAUAGUAUUAACGAAGAUGCUAAAGAAAGAGAUGGUACAUAUGACAAAUUUAGUCGUAUUUUUUAA
Molecule: messenger RNA, 1008 nt
Organism: Entamoeba nuttalli P19
Lineage: Eukaryota; Evosea; Mastigamoebida; Endamoebidae
Product: leucine rich repeat protein, BspA family protein
Exons: 1
Coding region: 1-1008 (335 amino acids)
Source: RefSeq, a predicted model, not a curated record